CCGGCCGAUGGGAAGUGUACUCACAAACAGCCCCCUUCACACGACUUGAAUCAGCUGAGAGGAGUGACACGCCGGUGCAGUGACACGGCAGCAGAACGUCCAGGAUGGCAGGAAGGCGACGAGGUCGAGGAAACAACGUCCAGCAGCAGCAGGCCCUGCAGAACCAGAGGCAAGGCCCUCGUGGGGCUCUGCGGGAGCCGGCUGCUUUUGCGAAGUCUACAGGUUGUGAAUCACAGAUCCCCCAUGACAAGCUGUCCAUUGCUCAAGCACGAAGGGGAACUCCAGCUCAUCGUCCGGUGCGAGUCUACGCUGAUGGAAUCUUUGACCUCUUCCAUUCGGGGCAUGCGCGAGCUCUGAUGCAGGCCAAAAACGUGUUCCCCAACACUCAUCUGAUAGUCGGAGUCUGCAGUGAUGAACUCACCCACAAGUUUAAGGGCUACACAGUGAUGACAGAGGACGAACGCUACGAAGCCCUGAGGCACUGCCGUUAUGUUGACGAGGUGGUGCGGGACGCUCCCUGGACUCUUACCACAGAGUUCCUCAAGAAACAUAAGAUUGACUUUGUGGCCCAUGAUGACAUCCCGUACACCUCUGCUGGAUCAGAAGACGUCUAUAAACACAUAAAGGAAGCAGGGAUGUUUGUGGCCACUCAGAGGACAGAGGGCAUCUCCACAUCCGAUCUGAUCACUCGCAUUGUCCGUGACUACGAUGUCUAUGUGCGACGCAACCUGCAAAGAGGCUACACAGCCCGAGAACUAAAUGUUGGAUUUAUUAACGAGAAUAAAUACCGGCUCCAGAACCAGGUGGACAAGAUGAAAGAGACGGUGCGGACGGUGGAGGAGAAGUCCAAACACUUUGUCUACAGGGUGGAAGAGAAGAGCCAGGACCUCAUCAGCAAGUGGGAGGAGAAGUCACGAGAAUUCAUUGGCAACUUCCUGGAGCUCUUUGGAACUGAUGGAGCCUGGCAUGUGAUUCAGGAGCGGAGCGGCAGGAUGCUUCAGGCCCUGUCACCCUACUCCUCACCCCGUGGCUCCCCAAGCAGCAGCCCCACCAGACGGCGCUCAGUUUCUCCUGAUUCCUCCUCUGCAUCCGCCUCAGCCUCGCCCUCUGCCUCUCCCUCCUCUCUCUCCCCUCCUUCCUCCCCCUCCUCACCAAAAAAGGGGACCCGCUCCUCUCUCAAGGCUACCUCCACAUACAGUAGACAUGUGCAAUAAGCUCGCACAUGGGUUACCAUCUAAGGAGGCUAUUCAUAAAAUGAUAAAAAAGGAACAAAUAAAAAUGAGAACGUCAAUUCAUUACUGGUUUAUUCAAGUGCAAUAUAUUUUAAUGUACAUAAUACU
Paralichthys olivaceus (Japanese flounder) is the source of this 1340-nucleotide messenger RNA. RefSeq names its product choline-phosphate cytidylyltransferase B-like. The record is from RefSeq and is a predicted model, not a curated record. Gene Ontology annotation, molecular function: phosphatidylcholine binding; choline-phosphate cytidylyltransferase activity. Lineage: Eukaryota; Metazoa; Chordata; Actinopteri; Pleuronectiformes; Paralichthyidae. Gene Ontology annotation, biological process: CDP-choline pathway.